UUCCACAGAUGCACCUUCAGGUUUCCCAGCACAAAUAUCAAGAUCACGUUUACUGCGCUCUCUCACGUGACAAGAAAGAGAAGCAGGAAGCCCCCGAAUCCCCCAUCAAACCAGUGCAGCCGCAGAUUUCCCCCCUGACCAUAAACAUUCCAGAGAACAUGGCUCACCUAAUCAGCCCCCUGCCUUCCCCGACCGGAACCAUAAGCGCUGCAAACUCUUGCCCCUCUAGCCCCCGUGGUGCUGGCUCAUCUGGGUAUAAAAUGGGCCGUGUUAUAUCUGCAGACCUGAUCUCUGACAAUUCCCAUUUGGAGAAUGACAAAGAAGCUUCAGGUGGAGACAGCCCCAAGGAUGACUCGAAGCCCCCGUACUCUUACGCACAGCUAAUAGUACAAGCAAUUACCAUGGCCCCAGACAAGCAGCUCACCUUAAAUGGUAUCUACACGCACAUAACGAAAAACUACCCCUACUAUAGAACAGCGGACAAAGGCUGGCAGAAAUUCUAUCCGUCACAACCUUUCUCUCAUCCGGUAUUUUAUCAAAGUUCCCACGAUCCCAGGAGGAGCCUGGCAAAGGAUCUUCUGGAGGAUAGACCCAGCGUCCGAGAGCAAACUUAUAGAGCUAAGCUUUUAGAAAACGAAGGCCCCGGGGUGUGCCGUGUUUCAGGACCCCCUUAGGACCCCUUUCCUCAGGAGUGCACCAGCAUCUCCAAACCACUCCGGCGUUUUGUCGGCACACUCGAGUGGAGUCCAGACCCCGGAGAGCCUGUCCAGGGAAGGCUCGCCAGUUCCGAUGGACCCGGAACCAAGCGCCAUCCAGCCAAAGCUUGCAGUGAUCCAGGAAGCGCGGUUUGCACAGAGCGCCCCAGGAUCCCCCCUCUCCAGCCAAUCAGUCCUCAUCACUGUGCAACGGCAGCUCCCCCAGACUAUAAAACCAGUGACGUACACAGUGGCCACCCCUGUUACCACCUCCCAGCAGCAGCAGACCGUCAUGCAGACCGUGCAUGUGGUCCACCAGAUCCCUGCGGUAUCCGUUACCAAUGUUUCAGGCCUGGCUCCAGUCAACACCUACACGGUUGGGGGACAGGCAAUGGUAGCCCAGGCCGCAAUGGUAGCCCAGCCUAAACUAGAGCCGCAAGAGAACGGAGAUCACAAAGAGGUGAAAGUGAAAGUAGAAGCAAUUCCUGCGAUCAGCCACCAAGCGCUCAGCACAGCCAGCCGAAUCAUCCAGACCUCUUCGUCUGCCCCCCUCCAGACGGUUACUAUAGUGCAGCAAGCCCCUCUAGGUCAACACCAGCUCCCCAUCAAAGCCGUUACACAGAACGGGACACAUGUGGUGCCCAUCACCACUGCCAUACAAGGACAGGUCACUACAGCAAACUCGAGUUCCCACCUGAUUGACAGAGCUUGGCAGUGGAGAGGAAAUGGAAGCCGAGCUGCAGCUAGCCCCCUCCACAUGUUGGCCACCCAUGCCUCUGCGUCAGCCUCACUCCCGACCAAGAGGCAGAGCGGAGACCAGAACAACCAGCCAGACAUCAAGAAACUCAAGUCAGAGGAAACGGAAGGUUUGGUCCUAGGCGUGAUCGAGAACGCCCAAUCGGAAGGAACCGUGGCAGCGUCCAAUGAACAAGACAACCAAAAAUAG
Molecule: messenger RNA, 1641 nt
Organism: Staurois parvus
Lineage: Eukaryota; Metazoa; Chordata; Amphibia; Anura; Ranidae
Source: the annotation of a GenBank genome assembly